AUGACCGCGUUCAGUCUCGCCAGUUUGAUCUCGCUACUUUAUCAUGCAAAUACGAGUCACCGCACAACCAGUUCGUUCCGAUCAAUCUCGACGGCUCCUCAGAAGAAGCUUGUUGUACGACAUUCCAAGUCAACGGCUGCUUACCAUCAUCCUCCCGAUUCUUUGGGCGCUAUGCUUUGGUGGGGUGUUCACUUUCAUGGGGGUUUUUCUCAAAUCCGUGACGUUUCUGCUGAUAUUGAUUGCGAUCAAGGGACUUCCGGCGCUGAGAAUGACCACAUCCUCACAUCGGAGACUCGCAAAUGCGGUGUUCCUGAAUGGACUGAUUUACUAUUUCUACCUCUUCGGUUCGUCCCUCUACCCUUCGUUUACAUGGUCAAGAGCGUUGAACCCUUUUCUUGUCCUCCAGUCAUGUCGGCCAUUAACGUCGUUCUCAUAUAUCCAGUAUGUUCCCCCCACCUACAACCUCCCGUCUAUAUCAAACUCAUCUCACUUAGUAUGCCUACCACAACCUUCUCUCAACGUAAUCUCUUCUCCAUCUCCAUCUCGUCAUCAGCUUAUCUCACCUCCAUUCUCACAGGUUCGAACAAGCGAUGUACUCUAUCCUAA
Laccaria bicolor S238N-H82 is the source of this 606-nucleotide messenger RNA. RefSeq lists its product as uncharacterized. The transcript has 5 exons. Bases 1 to 606 code for a protein of 201 amino acids. The record is from RefSeq and is a predicted model, not a curated record. Lineage: Eukaryota; Fungi; Basidiomycota; Agaricomycetes; Agaricales; Hydnangiaceae.